Rhineura floridana is the source of this 1518-nucleotide messenger RNA. RefSeq lists its product as uncharacterized. Bases 129 to 1253 code for a protein of 374 amino acids. NCBI's taxonomy places the organism in Eukaryota, Metazoa, Chordata, Lepidosauria, Squamata, Rhineuridae. Gene Ontology annotation, molecular function: nucleic acid binding. The transcript is spliced from 2 exons. The record is from RefSeq and is a predicted model, not a curated record.
AGCAUUUGACUUCCGCUCCACCAGAGGAGGCUGGAAUAGACGUUUCCCCAGUAGAGGCCCACGGCUGGCUAGUCAACUUCGACAAAAGCCAUCUACAACCAACCCAACGCCUGCAGCAUCUAGGGGCAAUGUUAGACACACUGCAAGCGACUGUAUUCCUGUCCCCAGAUCGCAUCACCGCUAUCACAGACAUCGCAAGGUCUCUGAUGCACAAAUCUUCUGCAGAUGUCAUGCUUCUAGCCAGGGCUCUCGGAAUGUUGGUAUCCACCAUCCAUAUUGUGCCAUGGGCUCGGGCACAUACGCGCCAGCUACAGUGGGCCCUGUUGCCAUUCCAACACGACAUUGCCAACUCAAACCAUCGAGCAAUCCCCCUGAGUCCCACACUGCGCUUGUCUUUCCGCUGGUGGACAAGGGUACAACAUCUCACCCAAGGCACUCCGUUCAGAGAACCCCACCGGACUGUCAUUACCACCGAUGCCAGUCUCCUGGGUUGGGGAGCCCACUGCAACUCCCAGUUCGUUCAGGGAGUUUGGAACACAGCAGAACAAACUCAAAACAUCAACUGGCUGGAACUAAAGGCUGUCCACUUAGCUCUGCUUCAUUUUCAGUCUCUCUUCCACUUGGACCAUGUCCUCAUUCGAACGGACAACACGUGUGCCAAAUCUCAUUUAAACAGACAGGGAGGCACCAGGUCCAGACCUCUACAGAGCCUAGCUUCCAUCAUAUUCGACUGGGCAGAACAACAUCUGCAAUCCCUCAAAGCAGAACAUCUCAGAGGAAUUUGGAAUUUCACAGCAGACUGGCUCAGUAGACAACAAGUCUUUCCGGGAGAAUGGAAACUUCAUCCGACUGUGUUCCAUCUUCUCCAGCGUCGAUUCGGCCCCUUCUCAGUCGACCUCUUUGCUUCCAGUCGCAAUUGCCAGCUACCCAGGUACUUCGCUCGAUACCUGGACACGACAGCGGAAGCGGUGGAUGCUCUGUCAUUGCCGUGGCCGGAGGGACUAUUAUACGCCUUCCCUCCAAUACCACUAUUAGCCAAAACCUUGCAGAAGGUACGUCGCGAGAGGGCACAGCUGGUUCUGAUAGCACCAUAUUGGCCCCGUCGACCGUGGUUCUCGGAUCUCCUGGCACUGUCGGUGACGGAUCCCUGGCCACUCCCAGUCAGGCCAGAUCUCUUAUCACAAGGCCCAGUAUGGCAUCAGGACCCCAAGUGGCUCAACCUAACAGCGUGGCAUUUGAACGGGGACAUUUGAGAUCAGCCAGCCUGUCAGACGCUGUUAUUUACAUUAUUUUGGCCUCGAGAAGACCAUCCACCACUCGUAUAUAUCAGCAUACUUGGGUAGCAUUCUCCAGGUGGUGUCAGUCUCAACACAUCGAUCCUUCCAAGGCUACAGUACAACAAGUGCUGCUAUAUCUUCAUAGGGGCCUCAUGUUGGGACUUAGACCCAACACAUUACGUCGACAUGCGUCCACCCUGUCGUCCAUUCUUUCAGUAUCUUCCACUGACGCCCCUAUUGC